GCACGGAUAGAGGGACUUUUCUUCAAUCAUCCUCAUUAUCACAUCGAUCAUUACCACGGAAGGCUUCCCGCCGAUCCCCUAGUUUCCGUGUCCAAAACAUCCCCUCCCAAGCACCAACCAUGCCCUACUCCAGUUACAACUUCGGCAUAGAAAUCGAAACCGUCGUGCGGCCAUACGCCCGCCGGCCCAACUUCACAAACCAAGACUGGUACAAGCAGCUCGCCCAGCGGCUGGAAAACCGCAACAUCCCCGCCGCGCCCGAUCUGCACUCGCGCUACUCCACGCACCCCGAGUACUACAGCAGCAGAUGGUUCAUCACGCGCGACGGCUCGCUGCAAAGGGCCCACGAGGAGUUCGUUAGCAUGGAGAUCGUCUCGCCCGUGCUAAACACCAGCCGCGCCAUCUCCAAAACGCUCUCCGAGUUCUGGGAAGCCAUGAGCAUCAGCUUCGAAGUGCAGAAGGAGAAAUCCUGCGGCGGCCACGUGCACGUCACCCCUCCCUCCUCGACGUCGCGCUUCUCGCUCCUCGAGCUCAAGAAAGUCGCCUUCGCCUCCGUCGUCUACGAGCCCUGCGUGCACGCCAUCCUGCCCGCGUGCCGGCGCAACAACCGCUACUGCGCGCUGAACUCGCUGCCGAACGGGACGCACGGCCUGGGCCGGGCGUGCGCGGCCGGGCUGUCCGCGAGCGUGUUGCGGAGCGUGAGGAGUAGCCUACAGGGGGUUUCCAGUGCGGCGGGGCUGCUGGCGUACAUGCAGGCGUCACGGUAUGUGAUCUGGAACUUUGCGAAUAUAUGCCCUCGGGAAGCGGGGGGCUCGUGCUCGGGGACGCUGGAGUUUCGGGGCGGCAGCCAGUUUCUGAACAUGAAGACGACGCUGAAGUGGAUUGCCUUUGUGGUGGCGUUUAUCCAUAUGGCGCUGGACGAGAACCUCCUAGAAGGCGGUGCAUUCAACUACGUGUCUGCCUCGGACUCCGAAUUCGACGCUCAUAUGAAGACGUGGUGGAAGUCCAUCCGACGAACCGCCGCAAAGCUCAAAGUAAUGCGGCAUCUGCCGGAGAACUGGAAGCAGAUGCGGAUUGGUUAGGGAGACAAGAGAGAGCAUCUGGAGAGGACCAGAGAGUUUGUAAGAAUGCCUGUGUAGAGGAAAAUAUUCGAUAGUGUUCUGUUGGCCGCUUAGCUUUUUGCCGUGAGAGUUAGUAGCAACCUAAUUUCUGUUAGACUGGAUCAGCUUCAUUCCCGGGAGGGGCGUAUUACGUAGAACUCAC
Trematosphaeria pertusa is the source of this 1263-nucleotide messenger RNA. RefSeq lists its product as uncharacterized. The record is from RefSeq and is a predicted model, not a curated record. The coding region runs from base 120 to 1082 and encodes 320 amino acids. Lineage: Eukaryota; Fungi; Ascomycota; Dothideomycetes; Pleosporales; Trematosphaeriaceae. The transcript is spliced from 4 exons.